Molecule: messenger RNA, 633 nt
Organism: Pyricularia pennisetigena
Lineage: Eukaryota; Fungi; Ascomycota; Sordariomycetes; Magnaporthales; Pyriculariaceae
Exons: 4
Coding region: 1-633 (210 amino acids)
Source: RefSeq, a predicted model, not a curated record
AUGCGCUUUUCUUUCGCCGCCGCCGCCGCCCUCUUCGGCGCCGCCAUGGCCGCCUCGGCCCCGCAGUCCACGCCGGCCCCGAACUCGACCGAGACCGUCGUCCUGUCCAAGUUCAAGGCCUUCCACCAGCUCGUCGAGGGACCCGUCAACGAGAUCAGCUUCGUCCUCUCGACGCACCGCGAGGUCGGCGUCGCCGCCUACGCCUGCUCGGCCGUCAACCGCCAAGCCCAGCUCGCGUUCAAGCCGACCUCGUUCAACUGCAAAGGCGGCGAUGAGAACAACAUAUACGCCUUCCAGAUCAAUGCGGUCGACACCGGCGCAAACACGUACGACAUGACCAUCUACCACCAGACCGCUUCCUCUUCCGGCCUCUCGGGUCAGGUCAACAUUCCUACCGUCUGCCGCGCUGAGGGUGUUCGUUCCGAGUACUGCGAGAAGCAGGACACCAUCAACAUCAAUGCGGUCGACACCGGCGCAAACACGUACGACAUGACCAUCUACCACCAGACCGCUUCCUCUUCCGGCCUCUCGGGUCAGGUCAACAUUCCUACCGUCUGCCGCGCUGAGGGUGUUCGUUCCGAGUACUGCGAGAAGCAGGACACCAUCAACGUCGAGCUGAAAACCUCCGAGUAA